CCCACGUACGCGCCCGGGCUCUGCGCGUCCCCCCGCGAGGCCUAGCCCGUGCAUCCCCCGCCGGGGACCCCCAGGCCCGCCCCGCCCGAGCCGGGCCGUGCCGGUGAACCGAGACGGCGGCGGCAGAGCCGGAGGGGCAGGAUGUCCUUCCAGGGCAAGAAGAGCAUCCCCCGGAUCACGAGUGACCGCCUUCUGAUCAGAGGGGGAAGGAUCGUGAAUGAUGACCAGUCCUUUUACGCUGACCUGUAUGUGGAGGACGGUUUGAUAAAACAAAUUGGAGAAAACCUCAUCGUCCCUGGGGGCAUCAAAACAAUUGAUGCCCACGGCCUGAUGGUCCUGCCGGGCGGCGUCGACGUCCACACACGGCUGCAGGUGCCCGUGCUGGGCAUGGCCCCCGCCGAUGACUUCUGCCAGGGCACCAAGGCCGCCCUGGCGGGAGGAACCACCAUGAUAUUGGACCACGUGUUCCCUGACGCGGGGGUGAGCCUGCUGGCAGCCUACGAGCAGUGGCGGGAGCGGGCGGACAGCGGGGCCUGCUGUGACUACUCCCUGCACGUGGACAUCCCCCGCUGGCACGAGAGCACCAGGGAGGAGCUGGAGGCCCUGGUCAAGGACAAGGGUGUGAACUCCUUCCUGGUCUUCAUGGCGUACAAGGACAGGUACCAGUGCACAGACGGCCAGAUGUACGAGAUCUUCAGUGUCAUCCGGGACCUGGGAGCUGUGGCCCAAGUGCACGCGGAGAAUGGAGACAUCGUGGACGAGGAGCAGAAGCGGCUGCUGGAACUUGGCAUCACCGGCCCCGAGGGCCACGUGCUCAGCCACCCCGAGGAGGUGGAGGCUGAGGCCGUGUACCGGGCUAUCACCGUUGCCAAGCAGGCCAACUGCCCCCUGUACGUCACCAAGGUGAUGAGCAAGCCCGCAGCGGACGUGAUCGCCCAAGCCCGGCGCAGAGGGGUGGUCGUGUUCGGGGAGCCCAUCACCGCCGGCCUGGGCACCGACGGCUCCCACUACUGGAGCAAGAACUGGGCCAAGGCGGCGGCCUUCGUCACGUCGCCCCCCGUCAGCGCGGACCCCAGCACUGCAGACCACCUCGCCUCCCUGCUGUCCAGCGGGGACCUGCAGGUGACCGGCAGCGCCCACUGCACCUUCACCACUGCCCAGAAGGCCGUCGGCAGGGACAACUUCACCCUCAUCCCCGAGGGCACCAACGGCAUCGAGGAGCGCAUGUCCGUGGUCUGGGAGAGAUGCGUGGCCUCGGGGAAGAUGGACGAGAACGAGUUUGUUGCCGUGACCAGUACCAAUGCAGCCAAAAUCUUCCAUGUUUACCCGAGGAAGGGGCGGGUGGCCGUGGGCUCCGACGCUGACCUGGUCAUAUGGAAUCCGAAGGCCACGAAAAUCAUCUCUGCCAAGAGCCACAACCUGAACGUGGAGUACAACAUUUUUGAGGGUGUCGAGUGCCGAGGAGUCCCCACAGUGGUCAUCAGCCAGGGCAGGGUUGUGCUGGAGGACGGCGCCCUGUGCGUCACCCCCGGGGCCGGCCGCUUCAUCCCGCGCAAGACCUUCCCUGACUUCGUCUACAAGAGGAUAAAGGCUCGUAACAGGCUGGCGGAGAUCCACGGCGUGCCCCGCGGCCUCUACGAUGGGCCAGUGCACGAGGUGAUGGUGCCCACCAAGCCGGGGGGCGGCGCCCAGGCCCGCGCAUCCUGUCCAGGGAAGAUCUCAGUCCCACCCUUCCGCAACCUGCACCAGUCGGGGUUCAGCCUGUCUGGCUCUCAGGCCGAUGACCACGUCGCCAGGCGCCCGGCGCAGAGGAUCAUGGCACCGCCCGGCGGCCGCUCCAACAUCACGUCGCUGUCCUAGGUGCUGCCCGUGCCAGCGCACAGGCGCUGCCCGCAGGUGGUGGCCGCUCCCCUCUGUUCCCUUCCUUUCGUUGAACCUAUUUUGAAAGGUGCUUGGCCUCACCUCCCCCCGCAAAAACUCUCCUCCUGGGGUCCCAGGUUCUGUCACGAGGAGCCCCCGCAGGAGGGGCUGAAUUGGGGAGGUUUCACUGCCAGGGCAAGGAGGCUGGACGCAGGGGUGGCCACAGCUCAGGUGGCCCUGAGCCCAGGUGCCCGGUGCCUCAGGAAGGCAGGGACCUCCCAGGAUGCCUGGGGCAGCUGGGCCAGGCCGGAAGGCCGAGGGCGUUGUCGUGCCUCGUCCCCAUCAGGCGUCACUGCCCCGAGGAGCCCCCAGCUCUGCCGCCCGCUCCCGGCAGAGGUGCAGCCCAGCUCCGUCCGCCUCAGUGCAGCCCCGCCCAGAGCUGCUAUGACUUCAGGGACCCACCAGGAACACAGUGUAGGGCAGCUGCUGGCAGGACGUCAGCAGAUUCAUCUGUACGCUUUUCCAAGGACCGAACCUCCGAUUUCGUAGAGCCCGUGUCCAGGGAAUUUUAGGAUCCUUUAGCUAAGAUACUUCCCUUCUGCUACUAAGUGUGCAUUCCAGUAGUUUCUUAGAGCAGCGGUUUUGUGCGGUGAGGACACCUGUAGCCAGGAACCUGCAUGCCACCCACAGCCCAGGGGCCCCCCCGGCCCCAGUGGCGCUGUGUCCCAGUCCCAUGUGAAUCAGGUCAAUUAAAGGCAUCUGGGCUGGAAGCUGCCAGCGUGUGGAGAGCCCCGACGUCUCUGCCCCCACGCCAUCCCCUGGGGGUUCGUACGCGGGACCCUGGGGAACACUCUGCAGCCCCUUGGCCUGGCUCCGCGCCGGCUG
Messenger RNA from Hippopotamus amphibius kiboko, 2745 nucleotides. It is a transcript of the gene DPYSL4, whose product is annotated as dihydropyrimidinase like 4. The coding region runs from base 142 to 1860 and encodes 572 amino acids. The transcript has 14 exons. Gene Ontology annotation, molecular function: hydrolase activity, acting on carbon-nitrogen (but not peptide) bonds, in cyclic amides. Gene Ontology annotation, cellular component: cytosol; cytoplasm. Lineage: Eukaryota; Metazoa; Chordata; Mammalia; Artiodactyla; Hippopotamidae. The record is from RefSeq and is a predicted model, not a curated record.